Physcomitrium patens is the source of this 1447-nucleotide messenger RNA. The record is from RefSeq and is a predicted model, not a curated record. NCBI's taxonomy places the organism in Eukaryota, Viridiplantae, Streptophyta, Bryopsida, Funariales, Funariaceae.
UCUCUAUUUCUUUCUUCUUGUACCGUGAUCUCAGUGUUGAUGGCAUGUAUAUGGCGUACUUCAUAUUGAGACAUUUGGCACCAUUGAGCUGCCCUAGAAUUGUAGUGUUCCAGUUUGAAGAGUUCAUGUCCUUUUAGUAUUACUGCACCUUGAAGCUUCAAUAAGAUCGCCUUUGUGCUUUUCGAUGACUAAAUUUUUAUUCCAUUUUGUGCUUGCAAAUUAGUAGUUGAGAAUUUGGUCGAAUUCCAGAAUUCCCACUAGAAUCCUGGUAGAUCCAGCAUGGAAAUUUUGAGAGUUUUUAACUGCAAGAAGAGCUAUGCUGUUCAGUGAUUCCUGGAUUAUCAUGUGUGCCGGAUGUCUUGGUCGAUCGUGAUCUCAAUCAGCAAGGUUCACUCAAAGAAAUGGCCCCAGCAAAUAACGCCUUCUCUUUGCAGGUUACGAAUGAGCUUGUGCAAAAGCUUGCGAAGGAGAACAUCGUAGCAAAAAGACCAGCACGAAAAGCUCCUGCGCCGAAACCAAGCGUGAAGCCAUUAGAAGCUCCCUUGGUUACGAAACAGGGUCUUCCACUGCCCUUUUAUCGUGGAUUUCUAUCGGGUGUGCCUGGAAUAAACAAAGAACAAGCUUACCAACAAUCACAGGAACAAAAGCACGACCUUGUUCCCAUCUAUAAGGUUCUCGAAGAAACUGAAAAUUUGAAUAAAAAGCUACAAAUGCAAGAAAAUUCGGAGUUGGAGAAAGUAAAACAACUUGCCCAAGAGCUGCAAGACAGACAAUUCCGGGCUCCAUCGUAUCCAAUCCCUUGCCAGGCGGAGAAGGAGAGGUGUUUACAGUGCUACCGGGGAUCCCCAGAGAGUCCCGUAGAGUGUGCCGAGGCAGUGAGAAUGUAUAAAGAAUGCUCUCAACGCGUGCAACAGGAUUUUGCUGAGAGAGUAGCUACUUCCCAACUUUGACGACUGGAAGGUUUACAACCGACUUGUAAUAAACUUCAAGCUGACUUCCUGUUUGGUGACAUCUCCCUGCUCUUGGUAGUCCACAAUCCAUUUGUAGAUCUUGAUCAGAGACACAAGGUAGAGUUGUAUUCCAAGUAAGCAAAUUGCUCAUUCAGAGCUCCACACUAACUUUUUGUCAAAACUUUCACUGUUAUUCAUCUAGGGCAAGGAUUGUUUUUUGGUUACAAAUUGGGCUCUUUACUUCCAUCGCAUCCAUCACUCUAUGUAUAAUAUCGCGCUUUUCGUGUGGUUAAGCAUGGUGACAUGGAUAUUUUGGUAGCAGAUUGAGAGGUAGGCGUUGGACAGCGCCAGUAACCUGAACCGGGCCACAGAUUAGGGCAUUACUUUUGGUUGGAGCAAUAGUUUCCCUGUAUUGCAUCAAUAAUUUAACUAUCAGAUGAACACGGAAGCAAUAGAUUAUUACUGCAUGCCAUCUUUUAGGUUUUUAUCUCUCCCAA